Neospora caninum is the source of this 720-nucleotide messenger RNA. RefSeq lists its product as hypothetical. NCBI's taxonomy places the organism in Eukaryota, Apicomplexa, Conoidasida, Eucoccidiorida, Sarcocystidae. The transcript has a single exon. The record is from RefSeq and is a predicted model, not a curated record. Bases 1 to 720 code for a protein of 239 amino acids.
AUGGCGGAUCUGGACGAUCGAAUGGGACAGCAAAUCUUGGCUCACACGCUGCAUGGUCGGCAACUGCCGCCGGGUCUGCGUUCCCAGUGUAUGUACAUGCUGAUCCUGGGAGUGGCGGCAACGAGUCUCCUGGCGCUCGGUUUCUUGAGCCACACGAUCGUAUGCCUCGUGUCAACCUUUUCUCGCCGUCCAGUCUCUCCCACUAAAGAUGCGGCUGCAGAGACUUCGGGCCUGAGGAUGGAGCAAGCGAGAGAAAUGCGGCCAGUGCCAGGCGACACAGAGAAGGCCAACGUCGGAGGCGCCUCAACGAAGGCGACUGGGGAGGGGAAGGGAACAGAAGAUUCGAGAGCUGUUCAGAAACCCGUCGCAGUGGCAAACUCCUCCGGCGAGACACCUGACCAGAAAAGAUCAACAUGUGACCGAGGCCAACAGACUGAGGAAAUCCUGGGCCUUUGGCUGAAAGCGGUCCCCCGAGAGCGUGGGGACGCCCUCCCGAGAAAUGAGGAGUUUCUCCGCAUUGGACCUCCCAGGGACGGCAACGUCAGAACGUGCACCUCUAUGAGAGAACCUGGUCGAGACGCGGGAUCUCGAGAGCCCGAGACUUUUUACAUCGGAGAUGAUGAGGGCGAUUCAGGACUGGUGAGCAGCGCAAGUUCGUCGAGUGAUGAUCUCCUCUUGUUGGCAAGCGCCUCUGGCGAGCGAAACAGUCUCGUGUGGUGA